AUGAAGGUCACCAUCCUCCUUGCGUUAGCCACAGCUGCUGUCGCCGACAUCAUCAAUAAUGAGCACCUCAAGACCGAAGUCAUCACCCCCGCAGAGUGCGUCCGCAAGACCAAGGCUGGCGACAAGAUCAAUGUCCACUACCGCGGUACCCUCACCGACGGCAGCGAGUUCGACGCUUCAUACAACCGCGGCCAGCCUCUCAGCUUUACCGUAGGCCAAGGGCAGGUCAUUAAGGGCUGGGAUCAGGGACUGCUCGACAUGUGCCCUGGCGAGAAGAGGAAGUUGACCAUCCAGCCCGACUGGGCAUAUGGGUCGCGGGGAGCUGGGCCUAUUCCUGCAAACAGCGUCUUGAUCUUUGAGUCGGAGCUGGUAUCAAUCGAUGGCGUCAAGGACGAGCUAUAAACGUUGAUUGCCGUCUGGAACGACCGGUACAAGGAAAAGGUUUGCUGGGAGUGAUACAAUCUGCGCUCAAGCAUCAGGUGGCGUUUGAUGAGAAGGCGGGGGCGAUACCCAUCGAUAGAGUCUUAAAGCUGGAUCAACGCAUGUUACGAUGUAUAUCACGAAAACUAUGAACUAUAUACGAAGGCAGUACCAAAAGCUAAUGCCUAUACGUGGCAUACAUAACCGCGGGGUUCGCAGACCAACAGGAAAGAAUCAACGCCACAAGCACCUCGGUACCUUGACUAGUAUGCACUUAUUUACGCGGAGUACAUUUUUCCGUCUAUCUAUUGAUCUCGUCAUCGACUUUCCUCUUCUCCGCCUUAUCGGCUUUUCUGGCUGGGCAAUCUUCAGCCCAAUAGCGUUCAUCGCGUGUGCAAGCUUCACUCGGUAGGGCGCUGUCUCUGCGCUCUUGUGUUCGCUCCGACCUUCAUGGCUUCAUCAAUUCCUUAUGUGCC
Molecule: messenger RNA, 896 nt
Organism: Cucurbitaria berberidis CBS 394.84
Lineage: Eukaryota; Fungi; Ascomycota; Dothideomycetes; Pleosporales; Cucurbitariaceae
Exons: 3
Coding region: 1-402 (133 amino acids)
Biological process (GO): protein peptidyl-prolyl isomerization
Molecular function (GO): peptidyl-prolyl cis-trans isomerase activity
Source: RefSeq, a predicted model, not a curated record